This is a messenger RNA of Hyaloscypha bicolor E, 177 nucleotides long. RefSeq lists its product as uncharacterized. The transcript has a single exon. The annotation marks the transcript as partial. The record is from RefSeq and is a predicted model, not a curated record. Lineage: Eukaryota; Fungi; Ascomycota; Leotiomycetes; Helotiales; Hyaloscyphaceae.
UUUAAGGCCUGUUAUAAGAAGAGUAAUAUAAUACUUCCUCUAAUCCGCAAGUCUUCUUUAUAUCUCUUUUACUUCUUUAUAGGCAAUAACCUAUUUUACCGGGCCUUCCGGACAAAUAUCCGGAUAUAUAAUUAUACUUUUGUUUUUAUAUUAGUUAAGUAUAAGAAGAAUAUAUAA